This is a messenger RNA of Paramecium pentaurelia, 1239 nucleotides long. The record is from the annotation of a GenBank genome assembly. Lineage: Eukaryota; Ciliophora; Oligohymenophorea; Peniculida; Parameciidae.
CAUGGCAAAUUAAGUUAACAAUAACCUAAUAGAUAAUGAUAUUCAAUAGAGCUGUAAUCAAUUAUUCUUAUAAAAAAGUCUAAAACUUUCAAAUUCUCAAUUAGAACAAAAUUGAGUAGCCAGCUUCUUUAUUUGACUAAGGAAAAGAGUAAUUUCAAUAAUAACACAAAUUCCUAGCUGUUUUCUCACUACUAAAAUUUGUAGCGGCAACUAUUAUUGUAUAUUAAGCAUUAAAAAAAUAGAUUAUAUUGAGACAGACAUUAUUCUCAAAUGAAUAGCCCAUCAAAUAAUACAACCACCUUUUUGAUGUUGCUUACCUUGAAAUAUGGAUAUAUCUAUCAUGUAAUUUACAUUAACAUCAUAGGUUUACAUAGUUUCUUUGCAUUCAUCUAUUAUAUAAAACUACUAAGACUGAUUGAUGAUAUUAUGCAAUCUUAAAAGGUGGCUAAAGAGAUGGGAUAUUUGAUAGAAUUUUAUAUUCCUAAUAGCUUUUCAGAUUAAUAAAUGUAAAACUACAUAGAUGAAUAAAUAAAAAUGUAAAAUCAAGAAAUAUUUAUACGAUAAAGAAUAAAUGAUUAGGGGAAUGAUUCAAGAAGAUUUAACUAGAUAUCAAAUGAAAUAAAAGUAUAAUUCAUAAAUAAAAAAGAAAACUUUAUUGAAAAAUAAUUUAUCUUUAAAUCUACAUGGAAAAAGCUGUUUUAUUGCUUUCUAAUUUAUCUAGUUAUGGUGUAUUAUUUUUUAUUUCUAUUCAUAAACUAAUAAGAAUUAAGAGGAAAUGUAUAAAUUUAUUACAAUGUACAAAGGAUAUAUAUUCUCAGUAAACAUAAAUCCUAUUUAUUUAGGUUGUUUUUAUUGGAGUGUAUUAAUAUUUACAAAUUUACAUUAUGGUAUUAUUAGUAAUCAUUUUUUUACCAAUCCUCCUAAUCUACAGUUUAUACAAUUGGUUAAAUAAACACUUCAAUAAGAAAUAUAAAUAGAUAAAAAUAGAUGAUUCCUUAUAAGAAGCCUUAUUUAGUUCAUUAGAGAUUGUAGAUGGUAUUUAUUAUUAAUAAUUAAUAAUUAGACAAAGAAUGUUCAAUAUGUAUGACUUAAUUUUUAGAUUAAGAAUAUAUAGUCACACUUCCUUGUUCAUCAACUCACAGAUUUCAUUCCUCUUGUAUAAGAUCUUGGCUAUAAGUUAAUAAUAAAUGUCCUUUGUGCAGAAGUGAAGUAAACAUUUAUUCAGAGGAUAACUUAUGA